GAUAUGAGAAGCACAUAACCAACCAUAAUAUCCACUGAUUCAAGUGUCUCAUAUGUUUUGCCCUAGACACGUGGCUUUAUCCUAUUCCCGAAUGAUAAUCUCUUCGGCCACCGGAGAGACACAGAAAGAAUAUAGGGAAAGAGAGAGAGAGAGAGAGAGAGAGAGAGAGAGAGAGAGAGAGAGUGAAGAGCUAAAGAGGUGUGAGAAAGAGGAGAGAGAGAGAAAUGAAUCAAGAUCAUGAGUUAUGGCGAACGCUACGAUGCGCAAGUGAUAAGGCGCAAGUUAAGAGCUCUGUUGAUACUCUCAUGCUAAAGUACCGUCCGAUCGCUCCGAAGCCGACAACGACUGGUCAACCAUUAAUCGUCGGAGACACGAGCAAAAGAAGGACGAAGAGAAAGUACGUUAGGGUUUCUAACAACAAUAAAGCCACGUGUCGAUCAAAGAACGGGGUUAGAUCUACCUCAACAGAUCCGGAGAAUGUCCGAGAAGAUCUCGUGACGCUACAGCUCUUGCCUGAGAGAUCUACGUCGUCGUUGAGAUUGGAUCAUAAUAAUAAUCUCGAUCCAACGGUGGAAACAAUCAUCGGAGAUGAAACCUGUAAAACCGCCACGUGGCUCAAGUUUCACGUCGGAGAUGACGUUGUGCAUCCUGCUCCGGUGGAGACGUGGGUUACGGUGGAAUCCGUUAACGGUGGCUCCGUUUCCCAUGCGUUAGGGUGUACAGACGAAGAGAUAGUGGACGCUUUAGAUAAAGACACGUGUCCUGGUUUCGUAUCGGAUGGUUCGAAUCGUGUGGUGAUGGUGAACGAGGCUUACCGGAGGACAGUAACCGGAGACGGUGGAUUCGAAAAAGAGCCGUCGUGGUUGUUGCCGGAAGUGAUUGUGUGGUUGGUGGUUGACCAAACGACGACGUUUUGUGAGUACCGAACUUUCACGUGUAAGGUGAGACUUGAGUACACGUGGAGAGAGACCAGGUAUGUUAAAACGGUGCCGUGUGAUGUGUGGAAGAUGGAGUUUGGUGGAUUUGCAUGGAGGUUGGACACUAGUGCAGCUCUAACUCUUUGGCUUUGAGUUAGCUAGAGAAUAGCGAUGCUUAGAGAGGGUAAGAUUAAUUAAGAUCAAGAUCAUGUGGUUAAGGUUCAUAUCACAAUCUCAAACCUUAAUCACUUUUUGGCACUUCGUUUAAUUGGGAAAUUAUAAUAAGUAAUACAAAUUAAAGAGAAA
Eutrema salsugineum is the source of this 1223-nucleotide messenger RNA. RefSeq lists its product as uncharacterized. The record is from RefSeq and is a predicted model, not a curated record. The coding region runs from base 225 to 1070 and encodes 281 amino acids. Lineage: Eukaryota; Viridiplantae; Streptophyta; Magnoliopsida; Brassicales; Brassicaceae. The transcript has a single exon.